Ascoidea rubescens DSM 1968 is the source of this 2091-nucleotide messenger RNA. RefSeq lists its product as uncharacterized. The record is from RefSeq and is a predicted model, not a curated record. The transcript has a single exon. The coding region runs from base 432 to 1757 and encodes 441 amino acids. Lineage: Eukaryota; Fungi; Ascomycota; Saccharomycetes; Ascoideales; Ascoideaceae.
CAACAUCAACCAUUUUCCUUUACCAUUAAUCUCUCAUUACUUUCCUGUUGUUUUCACCAGUUUUUGCUAAUUUGCUUUGUUUUCCACAAACUUUCGCUGAAUCGCUGCUUUUAAGCCAUUGCAAUCAACCUCAGUUAUAUAAAUAAUACAAAGAACACACUAAUUCAACUCAAUUCCCUGUUUUCCUUUACCUCUCUUUGUUCUAUUUCUCUCUCUCUCUCCCUCUGUCUCUCGUCCUUAUUAUCCCUGAUUCUUGUUCUUGUUCUUGUUCUUCUGUUCCUGUUCCUCUGUUAUAUCAUCCCCAGCUCUAUUAUACCCCAUUAUAUUGCUGUUUUUAACUCAGUUCCACCCAUCCUCAUCCCACAAUAUACAUCUUCUUGUCACCUUAUCACCUUAUCACCCUAUUGUCUUAUACCUCUUUCUUGCUCACAAUGACUGGCGCUACUUUGACUUUAUCCAAUAACAAGGAAAACGAAGACAUAAUUGCCAACAACAUCUUGAAAAAGAUCAAAAUAUCGAAAAUCUCAAGAAAGCUAAAACUAAAGCUAUUAAACGCUGGAAUCAAACUACAAAAUAACAAUAAUAUCUCCACAAAUAACAAAAUCACUAAAAACCAUUCAAACCAUUCAAGCCAUUCAAGCCAUUCAAACCACUCAAAUCAUUCAAACAAUCAAAAGACUUUAUCUGAUAAAAUCAUUUUGAUCAACAACAAAAAAUUAAACAACAAUAACAACAAUAACAACAAUAACAACAAUAACAACAAUAACAAUAGUAAUAAUAAUAAUAACACUAAUAGUAACACUAAUAGUAACACUAAUAGUAACCAAAAUGCUAAUCAAAAUAAAAAAAUCGAUUAUCCAGUCAAAAAAACUUUCAAAACCUCAAAUUACUCAAACUCCACUUCUUCAAAUAACAAUGAAUCAACAAAAGAAUCCUUAAAUUCUUUAUUAGCCACCCCGAAACCAACUAUCGAUAAUAACGAAAACAACAUCAAUCUCAACACAAUCGAUUAUUUAAAUUUUCUAACUCCCUCAAUCAAUUUAAAUGACCAAAACUUAUCCCUAAAUUCAAACUUGCUAAAUUCCAUUAAAUUCACAAACAUCAACUCUCCUUCAACUAUCAUCAAUAAAUACUCAAACAAUAACAAUAUCAUCACCUCUAAUAAUCCCAACAUCGAUCCCAACAGUAUAUCUAAUUUCAACAACCCAAAUAUCAACAAUAACUUGAUCGGUUUCAAUCUAAACCUCACCUCCCCAAAUACUAAUCUUUUCUUAAAUGGCAGUCCCAAUUUCUUCCAACUAACACCCAAAUUCAAUUCUUUUGAAUUUAAUAACAAUAUUAUCAACACUGCAAAUACAAACCCAGUUUCAAAUAAUAAAUCAACUUUUUUAAUACCCGCUACUCCAAUUCAACCAAUUCAAGAAACUUCCAUCAAUAAUAAUCUUAAUCUUGACACCAUAUCUGCUUCAAACAAAUUAAUCAACAACAACAAUAAUAAUAAUAUAAACACUAACUUCAACUCCAACAACUCCAACAAUAUCAACUUGAUCAAAACUCCUCAGUUUAAUUUAGAUGAUUAUGUAAAUUUGUUCUCGCCAUCUCCAAGACAAAUUCAAAUCUCUCAAUUAUUCAACUUAUCUGCGAUUCCUUCCAACAUCAAUCAAUCUAAUUCUCUUAAUCCCACAACAACUAAUACUUUAACCGCUUCUCAAAACGAAAAUGAAAAAUUACUUCUUUCUGAUGAUCCCUCUUUAUAAAAUGCUAAUGAUUUUACUUAUCUUAUUCAAUCUUAAUUUAUCUUAAUUUAUUUAAUCUAAUUUGGUUGUUCUUUUAACAUAUAUAUAUAUAUAUAUAUAUAUGUAUAUAUCUAAUUUCUUUUUCCUAUCUAUCUACUAGCUUGUUUUUUUUUGAGUUUCUGAGUUUUUCACUUUCACUUUCACUUUUACUUUUACUUUCACUUCUACUCUCUUUUUACUCUCUUUAUUCUUAUUUCUUGUGUUCGACAAAGGUGCUGUUCAUUUCAGGUUAAUUGCGUGUUUUCUUCAACAAAAUGUACUAUACAAUCAAAAACUAGAACUUGCUAAUCUAUUU